Messenger RNA from Uloborus diversus, 528 nucleotides. Its product is annotated as ubiquilin-1-like. Gene Ontology annotation, biological process: ubiquitin-dependent protein catabolic process. The record is from RefSeq and is a predicted model, not a curated record. The transcript has 3 exons. Gene Ontology annotation, cellular component: cytosol. The coding region runs from base 10 to 450 and encodes 146 amino acids. NCBI's taxonomy places the organism in Eukaryota, Metazoa, Arthropoda, Arachnida, Araneae, Uloboridae. Gene Ontology annotation, molecular function: polyubiquitin modification-dependent protein binding.
UGUAAAAGUAUGGCGGAAGAAGUAAUGAAUAAUGGUAAGCGAGCAAUUUUGACUAAAGUUAAAGAAGAACCAUUAUCCGAUGAUGAUGAAGUGAUAUGUGAGCCUGUUGCUAAAAGUCCAAAAAGAUCUGACAAUCUCAGUCUGAGUGAAUGUGUCGUCAAGACGGAACCUAGAGAUGAAGUACCGGCGCCUACAAAGAGUUCAGCAGCGAAAAUUAAAAUUGCUAUUAAAGCCACCAAGGAAAAACACACGGUUAAAAUUAAUAAAGAUUCUACUGUAAAAGAACUGAAAAAUGAAGCAGCAAAAGCAUUCAAAAUGCCUGUAGAGAAGGUGUGCUUGAUUUAUUCAGGGAAAGUUUUGAAAGAUUCCGAUGUACUAUCUGCAAUUAGCAUUGAAGAUGGUCACAUUUUACAUCUAAUUGUCAAGACAAAUGUGGUAUGUUUUCAGUAAAUUUAUUACUUGAAAUUUUGAUACAUAAUGGAUUUUAAUAUUACUCUAGAUGCAUAUGGUACAGCAGAGCAAGGGCGG